UCAUGUCUGAUCGGCCCGCACAGAUGACUCGAAAGCAGGCGUGCUGCCGCUAAGGUUGCCCUGCGUCAUCCGCAGCUGAGACUCGAAGCCAAGGAAAAUCUGCACACACGCACACACGCGGACACGCAAGAGAGCGAGACACAUGAUCGCAUCGACAGAGCAGGUCAUGUGGCAUGCACUCACCUGUAGGUUGUUGGCAGGUGUCCGUAUGGUGGAAGCGCCCUUGUUGGAGAGCUCAGACUCGACGCCGUCUCGGUCGUCAAAGUCGUCUCGAUCGUCGUCAUUAUUACCACGAUUAGGGUCAGGUGGUUUGCUUCGUGUGUGGGGAUGGGAGUGCCGGUGGCCAACACGAAGCUGCUUGAUCGACGACAGUCCCGCCGAUGCGUCGACCCCCUUGGCUAAGCUCAUAUACUCAUCGUCCGUGGAUGAGGCGCCGGGGCUGUCGGGCGGCAAUCUGGCCUGGUGUCUCCCCUCGUCAUGAUUGUGUCUGUGGUGGGGCCCCUGCUUGUUGUUGCUGUGUUGCUGCUGUUCGGGAUAGCUCGCCUCAUAGCCGUCAUCGCCGUCGUCCUCACACUCGUCAUAGUCCAAGUCAGUCCGGACCGACAGCUGUUUGACAUUGCCGAGCUUGUUUCUGUUGAUCGCUGUUUGCGAGUUGGGCCUGGUCUCCUCGCCGGUUUGCCCGUCUUUGUUUCGCUUGAUGCCUUGCAGGUUGGGUGACGAGUGGAAGAGGCCCAGCCACGGCGGUCUGAGCCAUCGGGAGCCCCAGCCGCUCAAGAAGCCCUUCUGCGCGCCCCCUUGAACGUGAUGCUGCUGCAGGUGCUUUGACCCGUACCACCACAACACAGGCAAUGUCAGUAGCAAAUACACAAACAUCAAGACGCCUGCAUUCAGAAAGACAGGGAGGGAUCACAACAGAGCAGGAGAAGCACGACCUGUGGCGACUUCGGCAAUGUCGGCGUUGAUGUCCUCCGGCUAUCACGCGGCACACGUUAUAAUGAUCAAGAAAGACGUCGUUUGUGCAUUCAGGACGUCUUGUCAGGGGUUUGUGCAGUCACUGACCAGAGGGAAGGUAUAAAAGAGGGCGAUCAGGGUCACAAUGUGCAUCAGCAGCAUCUGAGAGGACGAGACACAAGCCACUUGCACCUGUCUAGGUGCCGUCCGUGAUCACACACACGUGUCGGUCCUUUCAUCGAUAGAUUGACUGACAGUGAGUGCGAUGUCCAGCUUGCUAUUUGCAGACCGCCUCCACGGCGCAAAUGUCAUCUGCAGGGAUGAAUCAAUGAGUGAGUAUGAAUGAUUGAAUGAAGAAAUACGGAGUGAGGGGACAAGGAAACCGAUUGACAUCACCGUUGCGAAAGCGUAAAAGGUCAGGAUGACUCCGUAAUAGAGCAGCUGCAGCUGCCCGAUGUUCGGCACUAUCACAGUUGACAGAGCCAGUGAGGCGUUCCGGGCCUGCAUAGAUAGGUGCAUUAAUUAGGUGGCUGCCAGACCUUAUCGCUGGCUGGUCAGCUGGCUUACCAUCCAGACGCACUCCCACCAAUGCAUGCCUGUCACACGCAGUCAGGCAGGCAGGCGCAGGAAUCAUCACAGACAAACACGUCCCAAUGACGCGUGACUCAUCGACACAGGCCGCCGAGACAUGAUUGCAAUUAUGUUCGGGUCACCCACCCUGUCUGUAUUUGCCCACAACGUAUCUGAAGGCAGCGCUGAAGACCUGAUCGAAGUCCUGAAGAUGUGUGGCCUUGUUUCUCUUCUUAAGGUCUGUGAGCCGCUGCAUGCGGAAGGAGAUGACGAUGGACGCGAUGUAGGGGCAAAUGAUGUACAGAAAAAUGGCCAGGAAACUCAGCCACAGCUGAUCGCGCCACUCCUUGCCUCGCGCCUGAAGCAAGCAAGCAAAGACGAGAGAAGAGAGAGAGAGAGGAGACACAAGUGAGAAAGCAGCCAGACUAAGAGACACACACUUGACAGACAAUUAUCAAGCGUGAUUGGAUUUGAUUUGAUCUGAUCUGACCGAGUUCCAGUCGCAAAUUACAUAUGGAUGCAGUCGGACGGUGAAGUCCCCGGAUGGAUGCUGCAAGGGCACAUAAAUGUACGUACAUACGCACACAAGUGUGGAUGGAAACGUUGUACCCGAAAGCAGUCGACGUGUGUGGUAGCAAUCGAUGCGAGGGCCACAUACAUGAACGAGGAGACCUGUGUCGUGGUCGCCAAGAUCUGAACAACACACAGGAGCCAAACAGGCACACAGGCACACUGACCGAUGAAUCAACCAAGACGGACGUGAGUGGUGAGUGCCCCGCGCAGAGGCACACGGCUACUCUGGCGAUAUACCCGGAUGAAUCCCAGGCCAUGGGCGGUGUCGACAAAUGUCUUGCGGAACCAGUGCAGCCAGGCCUUCUUUCGCCUCCCCACCACCUUGUCGGGAUCGAGGCAUUCCCACUUCUUGCCAUAAAACACGAAAGCCUGCACGUGACACCAGGUGAGUUAGCCAGCCAGCAGGAGCGAAUAGUGAAGGAACAUUGCUGAGCGGAUACCUCAAGGAUGAAGUGCACCAGCGUGACAGCCAGGACAAAUAUGAUGGGGAUCGAGAAGACGUACAUGAGUUGUGUGGCGAAGGUGUCCAUGCCGUAGCAAUUCACACCGAGGACGGUCGGGUCCAGCAUCAGCAAUCUGACACAUUCAUAUGCGUACGCAUUUGCACACACAACCGUGGAUCACGAGACAUGGAUAUGUGUGCGUGUGCGUGUAUACGUAUACGUAUUACGUAUACGUAUAUGUAUAUGCGUGUAUGUAUCUAUCUGCAUCAAGAAAUAGGUGAGCUGAGUCCCUUGUCCAAAUUUCUGCACCCACCUUGGGAGGCUGAAUAGUUCUUGCACCUGGACGUCAAUACGGAGGUUGAAGCUGCUGAUGAUGCCGAUGUGUUGGAGGAAGGACAGGAUGAUGAGGAAGGCCUUGUUGGGGUCGUCGGCCGCCUCCCUCUCGUUGCGGCUGAUCACGCUUCUGGCCGAGACGCCCGGCGUGCCGUCGCCUCUUGUCUUGCGCGGGUCGUCAUAGGACGUCUUGGCGUAGAAGAAAGCGCCGACCGGCAUCAUAACGAUGAGACUCAUGAGCAUGAAGCCCAGUAUGCCUCCAGACAUCCUGCACCGCGUGCAUUCACCGCCGCUGCCCUGCAACAUCACCCAUCCGCAUAGACCGACAGCCAACAACCUCACCUCAUCCUCUGUUGCAUCCGUUCGUAUGUGUGUAUCUACCCUGGUAUAUCCGCUCUCGCAUCUGCCGCAUGCGAGCCCCACUCUGUGCUUCUUGCAGUUGCGGGGCGGCCCGCCCUUGCAUGUCGAUCGUGGGUUGCACUCGUAUACGGUGGGAAAGUCGUUGGCAUCGCGGAUGCCGUAAGACUCCAUGUAGUAGCCAUCCAGCGCACCCGGGGGCUCAAACCGGCCUGCGUGCACAAACCAUUGAAGCAACGAAUCAAUAAGUGAUCAUCUGUGCAGUGCAGACAUUUACCAGGGCAAUCGUACAGGUUCUCGUCGCAUAGCUUGCAUGUGCCUGGGGGCAGGGUGGCGUUGACAAGGUCAUCAGUGCCAAUCGACCCAUUGAACCCAUUUCUGUAGAGACCUGCGUGCAGGUUCACAACAAACGGCUGAUUCAACCACUUGUGGACGAUCUCGCGCCUGGCUAGCUGCGUGUGAGUAAGAGAAUGCUACGUGGAUCUGCAACGAGAGACUGACCAGUGAAGAAGUAGCCUUCUCUGCAGACACACUGGUUGACGGACACGCUGCCAAGGGCGUCCGUGGUACGCGUCUCGCCGCACUCGGUACAGUUCGGCGCCCCCUUGCGGUCGCUAUAGAAACCCUCAGCACAGCGCUGGCACACACUCGACCCCUCCGUUUCAGAGAAAAACCCCUCCGCGCAUAUCUGACACCCCUUGUCAGAGUUGGCAGGGUUGGCAUAGCCGAUCUGACAGGGCGAGCAGAAUGUCUGGCCCUCCAGUGGCUGACCUUGGCCUGGACGCAUACAUACAUGCACGCGGCGAGUGUUUUGAAAGCCAUUUAAGCAAAGGGGGACCAUCCGUGUCUCUGGAGGCCUUUCAUACCGGGUGGGCAGAACUCGCACCGAGUGGCAUUUGUCGUGUCCGAGAAGGUGUUGGCGGAGCAGUUUCUGCACUCCAGCC
Molecule: messenger RNA, 4171 nt
Organism: Vitrella brassicaformis
Lineage: Eukaryota; Vitrellaceae
Source: the annotation of a GenBank genome assembly